Mesorhabditis spiculigera is the source of this 645-nucleotide messenger RNA. The record is from the annotation of a GenBank genome assembly. NCBI's taxonomy places the organism in Eukaryota, Metazoa, Nematoda, Chromadorea, Rhabditida, Rhabditidae.
AUGAGCGGCUACGACGAGCCUAGCGAGCUGGACUACGAUGGGCACCGCAGGAAUGAGCAAAUUGUCGAACACAGCUACGAGCCCGAGGUGAUCCAGGAGGCCGAGCUCGACGAAUUCCAGCACAAGGUCGCGCAGCCGCCCGCCUUCGCUGCGGCUCCCCGAGCUGAGGGCGAGGAGACCCCAGAUGAAGUCAAGCAUUUUGAGCAUGACGGAUACGACUCCUCGGAGGUGAUUGUUGAGCUGAACGAGUCGCCGGCUCAGGAGCAGCACGAGGAAUACCACCACGAGCACUACGAGCAGCCUGAGCCCCAGCACGAGACGAUCGUUGAGCCUGAGCCCCAGCUCCCGCAAGAGGACUUCCAGCGAACCGUCGAAAUCGAGCCGAGCAAUGAGAACAAGACCCCCAGCCCGCCUCGCGGACGCAAAGUCAUCACCGACUUCAAGUUUGAGGAGGCCAAGCCGGCUCCCAAGGAGGACCAGGGGGAGAAGGAGAUCAAGACUGGCACCGUCAAGUCGUUGAUCGGGAUGUGGAACAACCCCGCCGAGCUGGGCAAGGGCAACGGUGGCAAGGACAAGAAUUAUAAGACCGAAUAUGGCGUCGGCGCCAACCGCCCAACUCGCCAGCUGCGCACCAACUGGUGCGAA